Molecule: messenger RNA, 1267 nt
Organism: Drosophila ficusphila
Lineage: Eukaryota; Metazoa; Arthropoda; Insecta; Diptera; Drosophilidae
Exons: 2
Coding region: 63-569 (168 amino acids)
Biological process (GO): negative regulation of smoothened signaling pathway
Cellular component (GO): ciliary membrane; Golgi apparatus
Source: RefSeq, a predicted model, not a curated record
GUUAAAAGUAGCAGAAGGGCAAAACAACAAUAAGCGAAUAAAAACAUAAACGACGGAAUAAAAUGGAUAAAUUAACGACUAUAAGUGCAACUCUCUUUAUGGCGGCCGAUGUGUUUGCAAUAGUGAGCUUGGCUUUACCGGAUUGGAUUAUCACGGAGUCGGGAACUGGAGACAUUCGAUUGGGAUUGAUGUGGACCUGCAUGACACUAUAUAACCGACCCCAGGUGUGCUACACUCCCGAUUUGCAACCAGAAUGGCUUAUUGCACUAAUUUGCAUCUUUGUGGGCUGCAUUUGUGUGACCACCACCGUGAUUCUUUUGGCCUCGUCGUCUUGCAACCGGAAUGUGAUUCCCUACGCCCGCUGGGUGGGAUUCACGGCCAUGGUUCUCUUUUGCAUGGCGGCCGUCGUCUUUCCGCUGGGAUUCCAUGUCGAGGAGAUCGGUGGACAGGCCUAUCAACUGCCCAACACCUUCAAAAUCGGCAUAUCCUACAUCAUGUUCGUCCUAGCCCUCUGGAUAACCGUGGUCUCUGAACUGUUUGCCGGCAAGGUCUGCCUGCCGCAUUUCUAGAGACAGGAAGACGGCAUCUUCGGAUUCCUCAUAUCCUUUGCAGUUUGCGCUGUGAUUUGUUACACCUUUUGUUUCUCCAUGAUCGUUAUCGCUCUUGAUGUAAUUGACAAGUAACCUUAUAUAUUUGUUUUUUAAACUGCUACAUCUUAACUUUGAGCUGGAAAUCCCCUAAAAACUGUUUGUUAACGAAUCUCCCAAGCUCUAGACCCUUUUAUAUUGUGUUAAACUGAGCGUACCUUCUGUAGUAUUUAUAAUUUAAAAAGUAUCGGUAUCUUAAAAUGAUACAACAUAGUUAUUGUCCAGAUCAAUAUUCAAGAAACCGUUUAUUGAUCAGUAUUGCAACUCAAGCAUAGAUUUAAGAACAUUUGAUAAGUUAAAUUUAGAUAUGCGAAUAUACUUUUGAUACUGGAACAGAAAAAACAAGUAUUUUUGUGCCUAUUUUAUAAUAUUUGUUUUGUGAGCACCAUUUAAACUAUUUAAAAGCAAGUUAUAACACAAGAUCACAAAAUGUAUUACACUUUUAUUUUAAAUGGAUUAUCUUUAUCACAAGCACAUAUCAUUUUUGAAUUUUUCAUUUAUUUUAUUUCGUUGAUCGCACUUACAAGAUGUCGAUGGUUAUAAAUGAGGAUUCACAUAAAAAAAAAACUCUUAUAGGACUGGUCUCUUUUUUUUAAUAAAAUGUUUUUAUAUGACGAUAA